UGUUCAGAAAAGUUUGUCACAACUCAUCUGGAUCUGCAGUUUUGAUCUGUUUUUCUUUUCUAAUCGUGAACACUUUUCUUUUAAAAUUUGUUUAAGAAAAAACAUUUGAGAUUACUACUUUCAUAAUAAACUUAUUUAAAUACAUACAAUCAUAAAACUGUUCAAUAUAUACUAGACUACUAAGAAAAUGUCAUCCGCUGUUACCGGUGCAUGCUUCAUUGUUCUCCCCCCGAAUUCCCGAGAGAAAUCUGUGAUUUUCGGAAGGAAUUCAUCACCAGCAGAUAGUGAAGUACAAGAAGUUCUAUUCUAUCCCUCAUCUGAAGCUGAGGAUAAAGUUAAGUGUGAUGGGGGAGCAGAAAUCGAUAAUGGUCCGUCAUUUGGACUAAUUCUGCAGAAAUCGCAACAAAGCGGUGGCUCAAUUUGGGGUGGCGAGUUUGGAAACAACGAAAAAAAUGUUUCCAUUGGAAUUAUAUGGUCCGAUGGUGAGCCAGAGCCCGAGAGUCAAUCAUUGCGUUCCACGGACCUUGUGAGAUUGGCACUAGAAAGAUCUUCGUCCUCUUCCGAUGCGGUGGAUAAGAUUGGCUCGCUGGUCAGCAGCAACGGCUGUGAUAGUGCCAGAUUUAGUUUUGUGAUUUGUGACCCAACAGAAGUUUGGCUUUUGAGUGUAGGUGGGAAGCUUUGGGCGGCGCAGAAAAUUGAAAGCGGUUUCCAAAGUUUGCCUACUGCCGGACUCGGAGUUAGCACAUCUAUCGACAAGUCCAGCGAGGACUUGGGUGACUCAUUAAAAACACUCGGCCUAUGGAGUGGUGAUGGUGAAGUAAAUUUUUCAAAUUGCUUCUCGUGUCCAGCCACUACUGAAAACUGGCCAGGUGAAGAACCGACUGGAGACGGUUCUUACAUAUUAACAAGUAUGUUUGAAACAUUAAGAUCAGCUGCUACUGAAACGAAUAGAUCAAGCAGUGUCUCGGUACUCUCCCCAACUGGUAUUUCAUGUCACUGGUUUACGGCAACACCAAAUCCUAAAGAAUCGGUGUUCAAACCAUUUGUUUUUGCUCCAAACCCUAAAAUAUCUCCUCUGACUAAAGUACUUGAUGGAGAGAGCGUCACAUUGUUGCAAAAACUACACGCUCAACGUAAGCCAGAAGCCGUGCUUGAUCUAAAGAAUCUGGAAGCAUCAUGUGUUGAGGAAGUAAAUGCUUAUUUAAAUGAAAAUCCUACUCCAACCGCUGAGUUAGAUGAACUGAUGAAGGACUGUGUCGAAGCUGAGGUGAAAUUCUACCGUUAAAUAAACUAAAUCAAAUAAAGAUUUUUAUACUGACGAUGUGUAAUGAACCAUAAACAAAUAUAAAUAUAUAUUUAAUUCUAUAUAUAAUUCUUAAACGGUUUGAUUUGUAAUUAAAUAAAAAGUAGAACUUUAAUUAUGUCUUAUUUCGAAUGAUCUUAAACUCAAUUAGCUUUAAGUUGAUUUUGUGUUCAAAUAUUUUGUGGAUUACCUAUUUUUCUAUAUAUUUUUUACAAAAUUAAAAUAAGACUAUAUUUUUAAACUGUUCAGUAUUUUAUAAUCCAUCAAAAUGGUUUUAAACUUAUAUAAAUGUCCUUUAACCCUUUGUUGUCCGAAAUAUUAAUUAAAUCUCGUAUAAAGUAAUUAAAUUAAUUUUUUGUAUUAUUAGGACACCAUUCAAAAUAUUUGGCAUACGUGGUUUUUCCAUGUAAAUAAAGGUCAUCAAAGGGUUAAUUGUCCACAAAGUUCUUGAAAGUUUUUGUAUAUUAAUUUAAUUUUUUGAUAAUUUAUUGUGAUUUUGUACGAAUUUUUAUUCUAUUUAUUAUAAUGUAUCUUAAAUAAACUGCCGCAUAUGUGUUAUGUUCAAUGUUAUUAUUUAUUUUAGAAUACAAAAAGUGCUUUAAUUUGCAUUGUAUUGUAAUAAAACAAAAAACAAUAAAUCAGGUUUACAUUCCAAACAAAAAAGUAUUUGAAAUACUUUUUUUAAUUUUCGUCAAUAGUAUAAUAAAGUAAAGUAGUAUUUAAAAUAACAUAAAAUGCUUAUUUAAAAAAAAAAUUAACUGCACAAAAAAUAAACUAUACAAAAAUUGUUUCACGCAAAUUAUUGAGAAACCAAAAAAAAGAUAAAAAUAAAUUGACAGUUGAUAAAUAAAAAAGUUGAACAAUUUAAUCAGCCCAUUGAUAAGAUUUUUGAUAAUUGAAAACGUUCCAGACUGUACAAAAAUAUAGUCAAUCAAAAGUUAAAUAUCUUAAUAAUGAAUAACGUUUUAAAAGGCUGAGUUUCAAUAUUUAACAGCUAUCAAUUGAUGUUUUUUCUAAAUGCUUAAUAAAACUUACGAAACGAACAAUUUUUUUCUAUCAUAAAUUAUUAAAUUUCGACGGUAAAUUAACCCAACAUAAUAAACGCCAUAACUCAAAUACAUAUUAUAUACAUACAUAUUUAAAGUACUAUAAUAAAAUUUCAAAAAUUA
Molecule: messenger RNA, 2472 nt
Organism: Eupeodes corollae
Lineage: Eukaryota; Metazoa; Arthropoda; Insecta; Diptera; Syrphidae
Product: secernin-1
Exons: 4
Coding region: 188-1285 (365 amino acids)
Biological process (GO): proteolysis
Molecular function (GO): cysteine-type exopeptidase activity; dipeptidase activity
Source: RefSeq, a predicted model, not a curated record